Messenger RNA from Nicotiana attenuata, 777 nucleotides. Its product is annotated as putative disease resistance protein RGA3. Gene Ontology annotation, molecular function: ADP binding. NCBI's taxonomy places the organism in Eukaryota, Viridiplantae, Streptophyta, Magnoliopsida, Solanales, Solanaceae. The transcript is spliced from 3 exons. The record is from RefSeq and is a predicted model, not a curated record. Gene Ontology annotation, biological process: defense response to fungus. Bases 1 to 777 code for a protein of 258 amino acids.
AUGAAGUGGGAUGACUUGAAGAAAUUAUUGAUGGUGGGUGCUUGUGGAAGCAAGAUUCUUGUGACUACGCGGAAUGCGGCAAUAGCUUCGAUAAUGGGGACGGUUCCUGCAUAUAAUUUGAAGGGUUUAUUAAGUGAAGAUUGUCUGACUUUGUUCUUGAGAAUGGCCUUUGAACAAGGUCAAGAAGUACUAUAUCCAAAUCUUGUUAGGAUAGCGUCAGAUAUAAUGCAGAAGUGUGAGGGGCCGAUGAGUACAAUGUUCGUUGAGAACUGCAUAGCAAGAUUCGCGCAACUUAGGGUGCUAGAUCUUAAAGAAUUGCCUGAUUCGAUUAACAAGUUGCUGAGCUUACAGACACUUCGACUUUCUCAUUGUGCACUACUUGAAGGAUUACCUAAAGAUAUAGGAAAUUUGAUCAGCCUAAGACACUUGCAUAUAACCACCAAGCAAACAUGUUUUCCUGAUAAAGCAAUAGGCUGCUUAUCAUCUCUUCGUUCUUUGUAUAUUCAUAGCUGCACGAAUCUCGUAUCUUUGUCUGAAGGCCUGCAGUAUUUUACUAGCUUUCGCACAUUGGCGAUUAUUGGUUGCCCAAGACUGACCUUUUUCCCAAGUAUUAUGAAACACCUUACUGCUCUGGAGAAUCUGAUGAUCGUUGACUUUGAAGAGCUUACAUUGUUGGAGUGGAAAGAUAUUGAAGGGCUUAGCGGUCAUUGGUUAUUGGAGGCUUACCCGAAUGGGAGUCAGAAGAUGUUCAAUGCCUCGGGAGCCUUAAGAUGUUAG